UUACCAUGAAGUAUUUCACAGGUGGAUGCAACGAGGGGGGCUUAUUCCAUUUUCCAAAAUGUCUGUCCUACGAGGAGGAGACAAAAUACUAAGCAGAGGCAUUCAGAAGAAAGACAAUGACCCUCUAAACUGUACUUUUUUUACAGACUAGGAUAAUGUAUUAAAUGCUCUUUCAAGGUGGUGUUGCAGUAAUUAUACUUGGAAGUAUGCAAAUACCAGAACUGGAGCUGUGACUGCAUGGAUUAAGGGAAAGUUGGACAGCCAAAAGGCAGUGUUUAGACUUACAUCAGACAAGACAAAAUGGAGCUGCAACCUGUAGGAUCCUCUUAUAAACGCAUGAAAGAAGAUCAUGGCACUUUCAGUGAUGCUCCAGUUAUCUCUACUACUGAGAGCUCAGUGGACCAUGCUAACUUCACAGUGGAAGAUGCAGUGGAGACCAUUGGGUUUGGAAAGUUCCAGCUGAAACUAUUUGUACUCUGUGGCAUUUUUACAGCUUCAGAUGCCAUGGAGAUGUUACUACUGGCAGUGCUGGGUCCUGUGUUGAGAUGUGAGUGGCUACUCGAGGAAGUACAAGUUGCCUUUAUCACAACGGCAGUGUUUAUUGGCAUGUUUGUGGGUGCUCCAGGCUGGGGAAAAUGUGGAGAUACAUAUGGAAGAUGGCCUAUGCUGCUUCUUGUUGGCCUCUGGAUCAGUUUCUUUGGCUUCCUGAGUUCCUUCAGCCCAGUGUAUGGCUGGAUAUUGGUGCUGAGAGCGCUGGUGGGUUUCGGGAUAGGAGGGGCAUCCCAGGCGUUUACAAUUCUGGCAGAAUAUCUCCCUAGAAAGCACAGAGCCAAGACACUUAUUAUAUAUCAUAUUUUCUGGGCCACGGGUAGCUGUUUUGAGAUCAUCCUUGCCAUGGCUGUAGUUCCUACCAAAGGCUGGAGGUGGCUGGCUGCUCUGUCUGCCAUACCACUGGGGGUCAGCUGCUUCUUCUUUUAUUUCAUCCCAGAAUCGGCAAGAUAUUUGAUGGCUGCUGGGGAUCGCGAAAAAGCCAUGAAGAUUCUUAGGGAAGCAGCAAAGUUAAACAAUGCAGAGCUGCCAUCAGGAGAGUUACAGAAGUCACCAGUGCUGGCCAGAGGCAAAUUUGCAGAUAUAUUUUCUGCUGAAUAUAGAAGAACAACAUUUCAGAUUUGGCCCAUAUGGUUUGGUAUUGCCUUCAGUUAUUAUGGCAUUAUAUUAGCAAGCUCUGAAAUCUUAGAAUUUCACAAGUCAUGUACAGGGUCAGGUACAGAAGUGAUUCAGACAGAGCAAGGUUGCCAUUGUAAUCCACUAGGUCAUGCUGACUAUAUAACCAUGAUAUGGUCAUCUUUAGGGGAAUUUUUAGGUUUGCCAAUUAACUUAUUUCUGAUGGAUCUCAUUGGACGACAGAAAACCCUUGCAGUGAGUCUGGUCGGCACUGGAAUCUUCUUCCUCCUCAUACAGCUGUGCGUCUCCCGUGGUGUUCUGACCUUCUUCUUGUUUGGUGCUAGAGCCUUGUCUUCUGCCGUCUUCAACACUGUUUAUAUCUAUACAACAGAGGUCUAUCCUACAACUGUUCGAGCAUUAGGAUUGGGUUCCAGUAGUGCCAUGGCCAGGUUAGGUGCCAUGACCACUCCUUUUAUAUCACAGGUAUUACUAAAUGCCUCCCUAGUAUCUGCCUUGUGGGUUUAUGGUGCCAUUGCUUUCCUAUGUGCAAUAGAUGCCCUGCUACUUCCAAUAGAGACCAGGGGAAGAGCAAUGGCUCAAUCAACAUAAAUACUCCAUCCACCAGCCAAGAGAUUACAAGUCGUUCCCCUAGCGUGUUCUCGGGUGAGCCCCAAGUGAAUAUUUCCUGGGUUUCUAAAGACCAAAGAGAACCUGUGGAUUCUAGAUUUUAAACAUUAGAUAUCAUGUCACUUAUUAUUUAGGUCACAUGUUUGUAAAACUGUUCAGAACAUAAUACACACUGGUACCUUAUGAAAUAUUUAAGCGUCAGGGUGGUAAAAGUCUAUUCAGAGAUCCCAAUAAUUACAUUUUAGACAUUGUUUUUCUGUUUUUCGUGUGUAAGAUAAAGAUUGAUAUAUUUUUCACCUUAUUCAUACCUUUUUGCUUUUUAAGAAAUGAUGAGAUAAACGUGUGGUACAUUUUACAAUCUUGGUUUUAAAGGAACAACAAUUAUAAGAAUAAAAAUGUGACAAAAGGCCUUAGACAUUAUACUCAUAUAUUCUUUGUCUUUUCCUUCUCGUUCCAUUGUUCUGUAUAAAUUCUCAGAUUUCUUUGAUAACUUACACCCCAUUCCCAUAGACACCAUCCGUCUUCAAGGAUCAACCCAAAUCUGCAGGGACACUCACUAAGUGCAAUCAGCUAACUGAAUGACACACCUCCACUUGUUUCCAACAUAUUCUUAUAAUCACAAGCUUUUCUUUAUUCUACUUAACACCAAGAGGAGGCGUGUUAAUCUGUUAAGCUGAUUGCACUUAGCGGUUGUCCCUUGGUUGUUCCACAUAGACCAAUGGUGUCUAUUGGAAGUGGGUCUUAAAGUCAAACCCUGCCAUAGGAUAUGUCACUAGUAGUAACAUUACCUCAAACAAAUAUAGUUUUUAAAAAUAAUUCAUGAAUAUAUUAUAGUGUUUUGACAUGAUAGGGGCUCUGAUAUUAAAUUUAAUGAUAUUUUUUAAUGUGGUUGACAUGGUAGCUAGCCUGGUUUAUUCCUUAAAUGACCAGUUCUAUAAAGAUACAUACUGUGCUUUUAGGCUAUGUGAUUUUGUAUGUUUUCAGUCACAGUUUAUCACGUGCAGUGUGAGUAAAGGAGUUAUCCUGUUUCAGAUAUGAGAUGUGACAUUGUCAGUUUGUGGUGGCCAGACAGUUCAUUUACCGGCUCUCAUAUCAUAUAUGAAAUAAUUCGGCAUUUUAUGCAACAAGUUCUGUGGUAAAUGACAGGGUAAAUGAACCUAAGGGACCAUGUAUCCUUAUUUAUUUCUCUCUGUUAUGCAUAAUACCUGAGAUAAGAUAUAGAUGGAUGUUAUUUGUAGUCACUUAUUUGUUAGUUCUGUAUUCAGUGCAGUAGAUCAUUAAGUAAAUUAUUCACGAAUUAGUGAUUGUUUUCUCAGCCCCUUGAUUUUGCCGUAUUUGUGAUUACAAAGUGCUUGCAAUAGUUAAAAAAUUGAUUCUUACUGUGCAUAUGUAUAGUCUCAGUAGGUUUAUCGCUUGCUUUUGUCAACAUACAAAAUGGGAAAGAGACGAAACUGUAUUUUUGCCUGAGUUACUGUAAAUGUAAGCAUAAUAUAAGUCCAUUUUUAAAAAACGGUAUGUAACCAGUAACUUUUAACACAUAUAUUAAUAUAACAUCUUUAUUUACUCUGAUUUUGUUUGUUCCCUAAUCUAGUUUUUAGGGACUUCACUUUGCAUUCCCUGUGAACUCAGUGAAAGACAUAUGAGUAUAAUUAAAAAUAUGUGAUAUUAUUUCAAUGUGCUGCUACAUGUGUCUAUGUUUAUCUCUUCUAAACACCUUAUAUUUUGAUGACAAAUGUAAUAUUUCAGUUUAUGGGACCAAGUAUCACAUGUAUGCAAGAAUAAAGAUUAUUUCAUUUUA
This is a messenger RNA of Lingula anatina, 3589 nucleotides long. Its product is annotated as putative transporter SVOPL. Lineage: Eukaryota; Metazoa; Brachiopoda; Lingulata; Lingulida; Lingulidae. Gene Ontology annotation, molecular function: transmembrane transporter activity. The record is from RefSeq and is a predicted model, not a curated record. Gene Ontology annotation, biological process: transmembrane transport. Gene Ontology annotation, cellular component: membrane.